Molecule: messenger RNA, 3714 nt
Organism: Meleagris gallopavo (turkey)
Lineage: Eukaryota; Metazoa; Chordata; Aves; Galliformes; Phasianidae
Source: RefSeq, a predicted model, not a curated record
AUGAACAAGAAAAACAGACCAAAAGAAAAGGAGUUAUUGGAUGCUUAUGGUGAAGUUACCAAUUUUCUGUCUCAAAUGAAUUUCAAGUCUGCGGAUGAAAUUAUUCCUGUGCCAGAUCACACGUCUGAUGGAAAAACUCCACCUGAGUAUCAGAUAUGCCAGAGAAGCACGGAAUCAAAAGAUCCAGCAAUAGCUGCAGCUUCUUGUGUAACAUCUGUUCAAAUGUCAGAAUCGGUUGGACUUUCUCAGACAGCAUCACCUUGCUUGCACUUAAAGAGUACAUUGACUGACUCAUCUGUAGCACCAGCACAAUUUACUAAAAACUCAGGAGUGUCAUCCUCUGUUACAGCUGAUCCACAACUGAGCAGUACUGAUGGGAAAGGAGCCUUCUUCAGCACUUCACCAACCCAUGGAUAUAAUACCUGUGAUCCAGCACCUGACUUGACUGCAUACAUAAAACACUCAUAUUCACUACAUCACAAAACAGUAAAAAAUAGCUUGCAGUAUUCUGGUGCACAGUCAGAUCAAGAUCAUUCUGAUAGUGCAGAUGACUUGUUUUCAGAUGGCCACGUGGAGCAACCUGAAAAGUUGUCUUUAAGUGAGCGUAUAUUUAAGAAGACUUCUGUUCCAUCAAAGUCUGUGCUGCCAGAAGAUGUAAAGCAACAGGAGCCUUUCAAACAUUUUAAGCACACAGAAGCAGCAUUGAAACUUGAUAAUGAUCUCUCGUCCUCAUGUCAGUUAAAUAAACUAGUACAAGACACUAAAAAUGUGUUCCCAGAAACCUGUGCAAGUGAAUCCAGUGCACCUGUUUCUCAAGAAAGCGACACCCAGCAUGAAAUGAUGCAGAAAGACCGUAUUAUAAGCUGUUCAACAUCUCUAGUCCCCAGUGGGCAAACAACAGAGCUGUUGCAUACUGUGUGUGAAGUGCUUCCAUUGCCUCUUCCUUUGCCAGCAAAUGUUGCUCCUGUCCGUAACGUAACAAAAACUUGUACUCAGACUGCUUGGAAAACUUCUUUUAAGAGUGUGUGUCAGAGUAAAUGCUCCUCUAGCGAGGACAGUGAUGAUGGGAACAUGAAUAAAAAUCCAGUAUGUAAGCAGAAGAAGAGGCAACUGAACCCUGGCCAGUUUAAAAAAACUUUUACAAAGAAAAGAUAUAACACUGCUAGUAGCAAAAGUACAAGCAGUGACUCAGCACUUGUAAUUAAAGGGAUGGAGAAAACCACCAAUUUUAAGCAAGUUGGUGGGAAUUUGUCAUUGGAAGUAUCUCCAAAAAAUUCCUCUGUAGUUGAAGUUGAUUGUUUCCAAAAUUCAGAACAACUGUUUCAGGGCACAGGUUCCAGUCCUGCACAGCAAGUUGACAGUGAUGUUCUGAUUUCUUCAUGGGCAGACAGUCCCCUUCCCCUGUCUGAAAGACUAAAAAGAAGACUCAAAAGUAAUUAGGUUGCUCAUAAAAUAAUUAUGGUAACAAUUAACUCUGAAGCUUCACUUCUUAUAGAGCUCUUUUUCAGUGUUUCUCCUGUGCUGUGUCAACUGAAGUGCAAACAUUCAUGAUGAAUAAGUUGUGAAAUACUUUAUUUUGGUGCUGAAGCUUGAAACUAAAAUGAUGACAAAGGUACUAAAUCAGACAUUGUGGGCAAAUACCGAUUAUUCUGGGCUUGGUUAUGUUUUGAAUGUGUAAACAGCAGACUGGUAUAAAAGGGAGCAAGGUUGGGACUUUUGAAUUAUGAAGUCUUUUUUCCCUGCCAGGUUGUUAAGGCUAUUAGUCCUUCUGCUUAUACAAACAGACUUACUAAAAACAGUGCCUGUUAUUGGAUGUGUUUAAUAAGGCAAAUCAGCACAGCACUUUACAGCUGAAACUUUCAAAUCUGCCCCACUGACUUAAUUUUGCUAGUUUAAACUAUGCUUUUCAAAUUAUGGGAUGUUGGAUGUAUUGAUUAUCUCUAACGGGUCAGCUUGAGACAUGCAGCGGAUGUAUGUUUGAGCAUAGCUAAAUUGAUAAUAUGCUGUGCCCUAUAAUAAACCUAUUUGAAUAUUUGUACCUUCCAAAUGGAAUAAGCCAUAUAAGGAUAUUCUGGUUUUAUGGCUGUCACUUGCGCUAUUCAAGAAAAUUUGAUGGCAGUUUUAACCACAUGUUUCUAAGUUAGGGCAUUUUUAAUUUACAGAGGGUAUGCAAUUUCAUCUAACAUUCACGUAUACCAAGAGAAAGGUUAAAUACAGAAAAUCAACAUCUGACAACAGUAUUGCAGGCUCUCUGAAAAAUAUCAUGCACUGUAAAUGUUUGAUCUUAUAGCAGGAACUUAAACACAAUUGGAUUUUUGAAGGUGUUUUUUCUUUCCUCUUAAUAGUCAAGCAAACUGAUCAUAAACAAAAAAAAUUGUCUUCUCAAGCUUAUUAGAAAAUUUUUCCUUACCUGUACUUACUUCAUAAUUUUCCUUUUACUGACCAGAAUGAGGGCCCACCUUACAUGCAGUGUUUAUGUUCUACUUGGUUUAUAUUAUUCGUGCAUUAAUGAAAAGGUCAAUUAUUUCUUAGAAAGGCAGAAACCUUAGAAGUUAGGAAGCAAAACUCUGUGUUAAAAGAAAUAGAUAAUAUAAUCUGUAAUUAGUAAAAUUGGUAACUUCUUAGCUUGGCCAGUAGCAAAAGCUGAUUUGUGUAAAUUUUCUAAAUGAAAAAUGAGUUAUAUAGAUGAGCAAAAGUUCCAGAAGUAUUGGAAACAUCUCUUUCUGGAAGCUCACCACCCAGAUGGUGUGAGCAUAUAACUGAAAGAACAGAAACGCUAUGGAGAAUCAGAGUAACAGUCACCUGCGAAUUAGAAAGGGAGAGAUUCCAGAUGUUCUAAUCAAUUGUGGACAGACUCUGUGUGUGCAGAAAAACACAUCUGUUUGAUUCUGUUUCUUUCUUGCUGCUGAUUUUUGAAUACUGAAAGUUGUAAUCAGCUGCUUGAAUUUUCAGGAAUAAAAUAUCAGCAAGUACUUAUUGGAAGGAUCAUAAAUUUUUACCCAUACCUUGUGGGUUUCUGUACUUUAGAUUUUUGUUUAAAGCUGAUGGUAAGCUAUGUUUUUGUUGUUGUUGUUAUUGUUUUUUUUUGUUGCUUUUCAGAUUUCUGGAAAGACUGCCUUACUGAAGGAUUUUCCAAAAAUACUGUGCCAUAAUUUACAACAAAUUCAUAUUUUAUGGAUUAUGAAAGUCAGAAAUGAGAUGCGUUCAUGAGCUAGUAAGAACUGCAGUGGAAGAAAGUUAGAAGCAGCAAUAGAUUUGAAAAUAACUGCAUAGGAUACCGCCUCUCACACUAUUUCUGCUCGCUGCAGCAAAUCAACAUAGGAAAAUUUAUCCUUGGGGGUAUCAUCAGAUUUGCAGUUCUCUGCAGACAGUUUAAAUGCAUUUGGAGUUCUCACCUUACUGUAAUUUACUCAGUGCAAGGACUAGGGCCAAUUUCUCUACUUUGGAGCUGUUCUAAGUGUCAAAGCUGACUGCUUUGCAGGCUCUCACAUUUGUGAAGAAAAUGCUUAAAUAUAUUGAAUGUCUGUAACAGAUAACAUCUGCAGAAAAUAUUCCUAAAAGAUUAUGCUAAACAGGUUGCAAGUAUAAGUGAAUGUAAUACAUCUGCCUGUUACCACUGAAUACGUUUUCAUUUAUCCAUCCUGGUCAGCCAGCACAAUCUGUAUCAGGAUGCUUCAUACAAAGCAAUAAAAUUAUAUCUGCUGUGAAGAUGGA